AUGAAAGCCAACGAUCAAUCGAUAAGUCUGAAUAAAUUCAUCAGUAGUACUGGUAGGUGCUCUCGCAGAGAGGCAGACCGUCUCAUCCUGGCCGGCCGAGUCACACUCAAUGGAAAACCUACCAAGCCUGGCAAUCGGGUUCGACGUGGUGACAUGGUUGAAGUAGAUGGAGAAGUGAUCGGUUCUCAAGAUGCACCCGAAACACUCUACCUCGCAUUUAAUAAACCCGUCGGAAUUGUCUGCACGACCGAUCAGGGUGAGUCGAAGAAUAUCAUCAAAUUCAUCGGUCACCAUGAGCGUCUUUUUCCAAUCGGCCGCCUUGACAAAGAUUCAGAAGGUUUGAUUUUUCUCACCAAUGACGGUGACAUCGUCAAUAAAAUAUUGCGAGCUGGCAAUGCCCACGAGAAGGAAUAUAUGGUGACGGUCACUCCAAAAAUCACGCCCAAAUUUAUCAAAGACAUGAGCAGCGGCGUGCCUAUUUUGGGGACAAAAACGAAGAGGUGUCAGGUGGAGAAAAUUGAUGAUCAUACCUUCCGCAUCAUUUUAGUCCAGGGCCUCAACCGGCAAAUAAGGCGCAUGUGUGAAUAUUUUGGCCAUCAGGUUGUGCGUCUGAAGCGCACUAGAAUCAUGCACGUAAAAUUAGGAAAAAUGAAAAUCGGACAGUGGCGCAAUCUCACCAAGGUCGAGAUGGCAGCCAUGCGCGAUGCCGUGCAGUCUUCUCGUAAGACAAAAUGA
This is a messenger RNA of Nerophis lumbriciformis (worm pipefish), 735 nucleotides long. The record is from RefSeq and is a predicted model, not a curated record. Lineage: Eukaryota; Metazoa; Chordata; Actinopteri; Syngnathiformes; Syngnathidae.